Messenger RNA from Penicillium manginii, 3288 nucleotides. Its product is annotated as CHAT domain-containing tetratricopeptide repeat protein. The transcript has a single exon. The coding region runs from base 1 to 3288 and encodes 1095 amino acids. Gene Ontology annotation, molecular function: protein binding. NCBI's taxonomy places the organism in Eukaryota, Fungi, Ascomycota, Eurotiomycetes, Eurotiales, Aspergillaceae. The record is from RefSeq and is a predicted model, not a curated record.
AUGCCGAGUAUCGUGUCUCCAUUAGCUGUAUCUGGUGGAAUCUGGGAACCGCCAUGUGGGAACGCUACCAACUCACAAAUUCGCCGGAGGACUUGGAAAAAGCGAGUAAGAUAUACGGUUUCGCAAGGGGGGGCUCCUCAGCAUGAUUCAAAUGACCGUUUUCGCUCCUGUCGCGACCUUGGCCGAGUGAAUGCGCUUCAGUUCAAAGAGAGUGGAGAUUUGGAAAAAGGCGAAGCUGCGGUUACUAUGCUGAAGGAAGCUUUGCAGGUCGAGCCAGACUCGAUGAUGGUGAUAGAGAGCCUUGCGGAUCAUCUUCGCAUCUUCGCCGAUUAUGCGGACUCUGAUGAGAUGCUCACGGAGUCGGCAAAUAUAUUGGAAAAGGCUUACAACCAGAGCAAAAAUCCAAGCGACAGCCUCAGCGAUGCCCAGGCCUUGACUUUUAUGCAGCAAUUUAAGAGAACAGGCAAGCCUGAGGAUAUUGAAGUUGCCAUUCAGCGAUUCCGCACGCUGGUUGAUCGGUCACAUGGCCGAGCAGAGGAUCAAGCGCAAUAUCUUCUAAAACUUUCUCAGUGUCUAUUGUCAAGGUUUGAGGCCUUUGAGAAACAACAUGACCUUGAUGAAGCUCAAGCCGAGGCCACCAAGGCCUUUUCUCUGGAAACUACCCGCCAGUCCAUAAAAGGGGAUUGUAUUCGUGUCCAGGGGCUGAUAUCCAACGCAAGAUACAAGUGGAGCAAUAAACCCGAACACCUUGAUCAGGCAAUAGCGCAGUACCGACUAUCACUGGAAAAGGUCAGCGACAAGGACAAGCAUCUGGUUCGCAACGAUCUUGCGAACGCGUAUUAUUUCAAGUUUAAGAGAACAUUACUACUUGAGGAUCUUUCUGAAUCGAUUCGGGGGUAUGACACUGCUCUUCACGAGCUCCAGCAAAGUGGAAGGAAGGAUUCCAAGAAAGACAAUCUAAUGAUAUCCCACGGGUUGGCCAUCUCGCUUACUGCACAAUUCGAGGUCACCCAACAGCAACAAGACAUUGACCGCGCUAUCACUUGCUACGAGAAAUGCUUUCAGGGCGCCGCGAAAAAAACCAUACAUGGUCUGAUUCGAGCCAAUAAUCUCGCCCUUGCCUACCAAGAACGAUACAAACUCACGGGACAGAUUGAAGACGUGAAAAAGUCUCAAACCGUCUUACUUGAAGUGCUCGCAUGGGGUCUUGAUGUGCACCCAAAUAACCGAUGUAACAUGCACAACAAUCUUGGCCGAGCGUUUCUACUCUCAUAUAUCGAGCUCAAAGAGCCCUCGUACCUGAAUUAUGCAGCAGAGCAUUUCCGCAAGGCUGAUGCGACAGGUUGCACCCUCCCUGACUUUCAGGUAGCGGCCUCAGUCAACCUCUCCCGGGUUUUACUAUUGAAGGCCAGGGAAACAAAGCAACGCCAGGACCAAUUUGCUGUUCUGCUUCAGCUCACAAAAAGCCUCAGCUAUCUAGGGAACAUGCCAAACAUCACUGAUCACUCCCAUACGGACGGAAUUAUCUAUAACAUGCUGGAGUUUAUCCUCGAUUCUUGGAUGGAUUCAGGCUACAGUGCGGAAUCUACCUCUGGGCAACUUUAUUUGACCGCGAGCAAAACACUUAUUCCUCACUUUAAAACCCUCCAAAGCUCCGCUAUUGCCCGUUUCUAUAUCUUUGCAGCGAUUGCGCAGCACAUUGUGGCAAAACAGCCAGGGAUUGCUCGUGAUGUGAUCCGAACGACGGCCGAAAUUCUACCCAAGAGCAUGCUUCUCAGUUUUGAUCGCAGGGAUAUCCUCAAUAACCUCGCAAAUUUCACCGGGCUUCCAUCCUUUGCCAUCGCCUGCUCACUAGCUGCAGGGGACUCGCCAUAUAUGGCCCUUGAGCUCUUCGACAAAGUGCGCAGUGUUAUGUGGGACAGUGUGCUUUCUAACAAAAUGACUCUCCGAGAAAAAGAAAUUGAGAACUUCCCCGAACUGAGAGAUAGACUGGCACAAGUGAUAAAGCCUCUCGCUGGGACCAAGGGCUCGCAAAAGACACCAUCAGUGAGUGAGAUAGGUGGAAUGCUAGUGCAACAGCAUGAGAUAUACCGACAAGGGGUGGAAUACCAGCAGCUUUGGGACCAGCUAGAAUCACAUCCAGAGCUUGAAAGAUUCACAUGUUUGCCAGCAGAUAUGUCUGCACUGGCCAGAUAUGCAGAGGAAGGUCCUGUCAUAAUUGUGAACUACGGACUUUUCCGUAGCGAUGCCCUUAUUCUAACAAAAGAAGGAGUGGAGUCAAUUUCCCUCCCAUUGCUCACUGGGCAGGCCUUGGAAGAAAAUGAUAAUUUGUAUUUGGAAGCCCUCAGCAUCAUGGGUAUCGACCUCUUUGUCGCAACCCAGAAAAUGAACCAACUUCUCGAAUGGAUCUGGGAUGCCGUUGCAGAGCCAAUCCUUGAUCGCCUCGGGUUUGGUGGCGACUUGAUAGAAGGGAGCAAUCUUCCACGAUCGUGGUGGAUUACAACUGGUCGCAUUGGAACUUUUCCACUACAUGCUGCAGGAAACCCUCGUAAGGGGGCUUCCUGCAACGUUCUCGACCGGACUGUACCAUCCUACAUCAAUGGACUCCGCGCUCUUGAUUACACCCGAAGUCAACGCAGCACCCGACCAGAUGACCCGGCAAAACCUGAUAAGCGUGCACUUUUGAUUUCAAUGGAAUCGACGCCAGAGAUGGGCGAAGAGGGAAACCUCCCCGGCGCCUCGAGGGAAGUAACUAAAAUCGAAGAAAUCGUCAAUCGCAGCGGAGGAAAAAGUAAACUCCUACACAGUCCAAGUCGCGCCGAGGUCCUACGACAUCUCAAUCGAGCAGACUUUGCCCACUUCGCCUGUCAUGGUGUCUGUGAUGGAGAUGAUCCUGCCCGGAGUGCGCUCCGUCUGACGGACUGGCAGACGAAGCCACUGGAUGUCGAAUGUCUCCUUCAACAGAACAAGAGCGAUAUGAGACUGCAGCUUGUGUAUCUCUCCGCAUGUGAGAGUGCAUCAAAUAAGUCUAAAUUCCGCGACGAAGGGCUGCAUCUAGCUGGUGGGUUUCAAAUGGCUGGAGUUCCCCACGUCAUUGCUAGCCUUUGGCGCGCGGACGAUACAUUUAGCUUCGACAUGGCUGCGCGGUUCUAUCAGUCACUUGGUGCGCUGGGAUCAAACUGUGAUCCCACGCAAUCGGCCAAAGUGCUUCGACAAGUUGUUGUUGAAAUGAGAGAUUCGGGUGCGAGCCCAUUGCUUUGGGCUACAUACAUACAUUUGGGUCCGUAG